This is a messenger RNA of Chaetomium globosum CBS 148.51, 735 nucleotides long. RefSeq lists its product as uncharacterized. NCBI's taxonomy places the organism in Eukaryota, Fungi, Ascomycota, Sordariomycetes, Sordariales, Chaetomiaceae. Bases 1 to 735 code for a protein of 244 amino acids. Gene Ontology annotation, cellular component: intracellular anatomical structure. The record is from RefSeq and is a predicted model, not a curated record. The transcript has a single exon. Gene Ontology annotation, molecular function: oxidoreductase activity, acting on NAD(P)H, oxygen as acceptor.
AUGACCAGACUAAACGGAAAGACCGCCGUAAUCACCGGGGGCGCUACUGGAAUCGGUCUCGCCGCAGCAAAGCGCUUCACUGAAGAGGGCGCCUUUGUCUUCAUCUUUGGCCGCCGCCAGGAAGCCCUCGACGCCGCUGUGGCCGACCUUGGCCCCAACGCCCGGGCAGUGAAGGGUUCAGUCUCCAAUUUAGCCGACCUCGACCGGCUCUACGCGGCAGUGAAGUCGGAGCGCGGGACCCUAGACAUCGUCUUUGCCAAUGCUGGGACGGGAAGCCCGCUUCCGCUAGGCCAGAUCACCACCGAGCACGUCGACGAGAUCUUCGACACGAACGUGAAGGGCUCGAUCUUCACAGUCCAGAAAGCGCUCCCGCUUAUGGGCAAGGGCGGCUCGAUCAUCCUCACCGGAUCAAGCUCCGGUACCACAGGGUUCCCGGCGUUCAGCGCCUACGCCGCGAGCAAGGCGGCAGUGCGCAACCUCGCGCGGACCUGGGCGGAGGACCUGAAGGGCACCGGCAUCCGCGUCAACGUCUUGUCUCCCGGGCCGACGGCGACCGAGCUCGCGGUGGAAGCGCUGGGCGAGGAAGGCAUGAAGGCGGUCGCCGAGCUCAAUCCGCUCAGGCGCAUGGCUGAUACGGCGGAGAUUGGAGCGGUGGCGGCGUUUCUCGCGUCGCAAGACAGUAGUUUCAUGACUGGGAGCGAGGUCGCUGUUGACGGUGGCAUUGCGCAAACUUGA